AUGGAAAGUCUCUACAACGUGCCGUAUUCGUUUUUAGAAUGUCCUAAUUUGAAACUGAAGAAACCAACAUGGCUGCAUACCCCGUCAGCUAUGUUCGUUUUCUCGCUCGUUCUCGUGUCUUACUUCCUAGUUACUGGAGGCAUCAUAUAUGACGUCAUUGUCGAGCCCCCAAGCAUCGGAUCUACGACAGAUGAGAGGGGAAACAGCAAACCUGUGGCAUUCAUGCAGUACCGAGUAAACGGCCAGUAUAUUAUGGAAGGUCUGGCCUCCAGCUUCCUUUUCUCCAUGGGUGGUCUGGGGUUCAUCAUCCUGGACCAGACCAACAAACCGUCGACUCCCAGAUUGAAUAGAAUUUUACUGCUCUCCAUUGCAUUCAUCUGCAUACUGGUGUCAUUCUUCAUGUGUCGCGUGUUUAUGCGCAUCAAACUACCGUCAGCGAUUUUCAAUUUUAUUUAUUUUUGA
Messenger RNA from Helobdella robusta, 462 nucleotides. RefSeq lists its product as hypothetical. The transcript is spliced from 3 exons. Bases 1 to 462 code for a protein of 153 amino acids. Gene Ontology annotation, cellular component: oligosaccharyltransferase complex. The record is from RefSeq and is a predicted model, not a curated record. Lineage: Eukaryota; Metazoa; Annelida; Clitellata; Rhynchobdellida; Glossiphoniidae.